CGACAUGGUUGGACAUCGACUUUUGGUUAGUUAAUCCAGAACAGCCAAACGCGUCGCCUGCACCCGAUCGAGGGUUCUGCACAGCUGCGGCAGCGCUCCAUCUCGUCGCUUUCAUCUCUCGCAGCCAUUUCUUCGUCUACCGCUCUCCACGAGAGAUCCUGGUCUAAAACCCUAGUCAGUUCCAACUGAUUCUCGCUAACAGUUGAAGGGGUUAGUCCACGAAGGGCAUCUGAUCUGUAAAAGAACUUUGGGAGGAAAUUUCAGCUCUGCAUUAAUCAGUCAUGGUUACUUCGAGGGCCGGCUCUACUACAUCCCUUCCUCACAUUCUUACUAUUGAGGAUUUUAAGGGUGAUUUCUCAUUCGAUGCAUUGUUUGGAAACUUGGUGAAUGAGCUGCUACCGUCUUUCCAAGACGAGGACGCGGAUUUAAUUGACGGCGCAACCGGGCAUGAUGGCCUGCCCAAUGGCCACAUGAGGGUGCCGUCCGACACCGUGAAAUUGGAUCAAGAACCUCUUUUUCCGGAAGUUGACGCACUUCGUGCUUUGUUUAGGGAUUCUUUCAAGGAGCUUGUCGAUCUUAAACGACAGAUUGAUGGCAGGCUUCAGAAUUUGAAGCAGGAGGUGGCCAUCCAAGAUUCCAAGCACCGGAAGACUCUCUCAGAGCUAGAAAAAGGCGUCGAUGGUUUGUUUGAUAGCUUUGCUAGAUUGGAUUCUAGAAUUUCUAGUGUUGGGCAGACUGCUGCAAAAAUUGGAGACCAUCUCCAGACUGCAGAUUCCCAGCGUGAAACAGCCAGUCAAACGAUUGAUCUCAUAAAGUAUCUGAUGGAGUUCAAUAGCAGCCCUGGUGACCUGAUGGAACUUUCACCUCUGUUUUCUGAUGAUAGUCGUGUUGCUGAGGCAGCUUCAGUUGCUCAAAAAUUACGAUCAUUUGCUGAAGACGAUGUUGGUAGGCAUGGUAUUAAUGUGCCAUCUACUGUAGGAGCUACAAAUGCAAGCAGAGGUUUAGAAGUAGCUGUUGCAAAUCUUCAGGACUAUUGUAAUGAAUUGGAGAAUAGGUUGUUGUCACGGUUUGAUGCAGCUUCACAGAGGAGAGAAUUAUCAACCAUGGCAGAAUGUGCAAAAAUUCUAUCCCAAUUUAACAGGGGCACCAGUGCCAUGCAACAUUAUGUUGCAUCUCGGCCAAUGUUUAUUGAUGUGGAAGUCAUGAACACAGACACAAAAAUGGUUCUUGGUGAUCAAGGUUUGCAAGCAGGCCCAAGCAACAUUGCACGUGGCCUUUCUACACUUUACAAAGAAAUCACAGAGACUGUUCGCAAAGAGUCAGCAACUAUACAAGCUGUGUUCCCCUCUGCUAAUGAUGUCAUGUCAAUUCUUGUGCAGCGUGUUUUGGAGCAGCGUGUGACAGCCAUCCUUGAUAAGUUAUUAAUAAAGCCAUCCCUUGUAAACUUACCUCCGGUUGAACACGGUGGUCUGCUAAUCUAUUUGAGAAUUCUUGCAGUUGCAUACGAGAAGACACAGGAACUGGCUAAAGAUUUACGAGCUGUUGGUUGUGGAGAUUUAGAUGUUGAAGGUCUUACAGAGUCUCUAUUUUCUGCUCAUAAAGAUGAUUACCCGGAACAUGAGCAGGCAUCUCUCAGACAACUUUAUCAAGCGAAGGUGGAAGAGCUGCGUGCUGAAGCCCAGCAGCAAUCUGAAGCAGCUGGAACUGUCUCACGCUCAAAGUCAGGCUCCAAUGCAUCUGCUCAUCAACAAAUAUCUGUUACUAUAGUAACCGAGUUUGUCCGCUGGAAUGAGGAGGCAGUAUCUAGAUGCUCUUUAUUUUCCUCACAGUCUGCCAGUCUUGCUGCUACAGUAAAAUCUGUUUUUAAUUGCUUGCUGGAUCAAGUGAGCCAAUAUUUGACUGAUGGGCUGGAGCGGGCCAGGGAGAGUUUGAAUGAAGCAGCUGCAUUGAGGGAUAGGUUUAUGAUUGGGGCAAGCGUUAGCAGAAGGGUAGCUGCAGCGGCUGCUUCAGCUGCAGAGGCGGCUGCAGCUGCUGGUGAAAGCAGUUUCAAAUCUUUCAUGAUUGCUGUGCAACGUUGUGCUAGUAGCAUAGCUAUACUUCAGCAGUAUUUUUCAAAUAGUAUUGCCCGUCUCUUGCUUCCUGUGGAUGGUGCUCAUGCGUCUUCCUGUGAAGAGAUGGGGACAGCUAUAUCCAAUGUUGAAGUUGCUGUGCGCAAGGGGCUCCUACAGUGUAUUGACACUGUAAUGGCUGAGGUGGAGAGGCUACUUUCCACAGAGCAAAAGACAAUUGAUUAUCGUUCACCUGAUGAUGGAAAUCUUCCUGAUCAUCGACCGACAAAUGCAUGCAUGAGAGUUGUUGGCUACCUAUCUCGAGCUUUAGAGGUUGCAUUCUCUGCUUUAGAAGGUCUCAACAAACAAUCUUUUCUGACUGAGCUCGGGGAUCGCUUGCAUAGAGGGUUGUUAUUUCAUUGGCAGAAGUUCACUUUCAACCCAAGUGGUGGUUUGCGGCUGAAGAGAGACAUAACAGAAUAUGGGGACUUCGUCAGGCGUUUCAAUGCACCAAGCGUUGAUGAAAAAUUUGAACUGUUGGGCAUCAUGGCUAAUGUGUUUAUUGUUGCACCUGAAAGUCUUGCUUCCCUAUUUGAAGGAACUCCAGGCAUACAAAAAGAUGGAUUAAGAUUUGUUCAACUUAGAGAUGAUUACAGAACUGCCAAGAUUGCUUCCAGAAUCAGUGGUAUUGUAGCAGAGUCAUAAUCAAGAUCGAAUUUUGUUAAAUUAUGGCCAGGCUUUGUCUGUUCCAUGUUCCAUAGCUCCAAUGGAGUUCCUUAUUAGUCACAUAUAUAUAUUAAUUCUCCUUGAGGAGUUCUAAGAUGAUUAUUGUUUAUUCUACAAUGUUAGUUUAUCUUUUAAUACCUUAGGAACUUGUAGAACUGAAUUAGCUUACAAUAGAUGCGCUAUAGUUCCAGUAAUUAUAAUCCUAAUUGGCCAUGUACUGUAAGAACUCCACGGGCCAAAAAGAAACCUUAUAUUGUUCACUUGAUUCUUUAUUUUUUGCACUAAGUUGCAUUCUGUAUUGGAUUAGUUUUUGUGCUCUCAA
This is a messenger RNA of Dendrobium catenatum, 3096 nucleotides long. Its product is annotated as exocyst complex component 5. The transcript is spliced from 24 exons. Gene Ontology annotation, biological process: exocytosis; Golgi to plasma membrane transport. NCBI's taxonomy places the organism in Eukaryota, Viridiplantae, Streptophyta, Magnoliopsida, Asparagales, Orchidaceae. Bases 282 to 2753 code for a protein of 823 amino acids. The record is from RefSeq and is a predicted model, not a curated record. Gene Ontology annotation, cellular component: cytoplasm; exocyst.